CGGCGCCCGCUCCGCCUUCCGCUUCCGACGCGCGGUCGGUGGAGCCGUUGUAUGUGCGGCAAUAACAUGUCGGCCGCGCUGCCCGCCAUCGUGCCCGCCGUCCGGAAGGCCACCGCCGUGGUGAUUUUCCUUCAUGGAUUGGGAGACACAGGGCAUGGGUGGGCAGAAGCCUUUGCAGGUAUCAGAAGCGCCCACAUCAAAUACAUCUGCCCGCAUGCACCGGUUAUGCCUGUAACAUUAAAUAUGAACAUGGCCAUGCCUUCUUGGUUUGACAUUAUUGGGCUUUCACCAGAUUCACAGGAAGAUGAAACUGGAAUUAAACAGGCAGCAGAGACUGUAAAAGCUUUGCUAGACCAAGAGGUGAAGAAUGGCAUUCCUUCUAACAGAAUUAUUUGGGGAGGAUUUUCUCAGGGAGGAGCUUUCUCUCUGUACACAGCACUGACCACACAGCAGAAGCUGGCCGGUGUCGCCGCUCUCAGCUGCUGGCUGUCCCUGCGGGCUUCCUUUCCACAGGGUCCUAUCAGUGGCGUGAAGGACAUUUCUAUUCUUCAGUGCCAUGGAGAUUUGGAUCCUUUAGUUCCCCUAAUGUUUGGUUCUCUUACUGCUGAAAGGCUAAAGACAUUGGUAAAUCCAACCAAUGUAACCUUCAAAACCUAUGGAGGCAUGAUGCACAGUUCAUGUCAACAGGAAAUGAUGGAUGUCAAGCAGUUCAUCGAUAAACUCCUACCUCCCAUGGAUUGACGUCACUGAGAGGCCGUGUGGAGAAGCGCACACCAGCAGCGUCGUCGUAGAGUAUAAAGUUUUUUCUGCGCCCGAUCUUGAAACCUCUGAUGUUUGCAGUGUUAAAAUGUUUUGCAAAUACACACCAAUGACACAGACUAAAUAAAUCUCCUCAUGGGAGAUUUAUGAUCUUUUAAGUUUCUAUGUAUGUAUUUGUAUAACAUGAUCCAGAAUAUAUUAGUAUUAAAAUAGGUGAAGCAGCUAGCUUCUUUCUCUCCUAUGUAAU
Messenger RNA from Mesoplodon densirostris (Blainville's beaked whale), 1006 nucleotides. Its product is annotated as acyl-protein thioesterase 1-like. Gene Ontology annotation, cellular component: cytoplasm. The record is from RefSeq and is a predicted model, not a curated record. Gene Ontology annotation, biological process: protein depalmitoylation. Gene Ontology annotation, molecular function: carboxylic ester hydrolase activity; palmitoyl-(protein) hydrolase activity. Lineage: Eukaryota; Metazoa; Chordata; Mammalia; Artiodactyla; Ziphiidae.